Messenger RNA from Thalassophryne amazonica, 6056 nucleotides. RefSeq names its product stromal antigen 2b (gene stag2b). NCBI's taxonomy places the organism in Eukaryota, Metazoa, Chordata, Actinopteri, Batrachoidiformes, Batrachoididae. Gene Ontology annotation, biological process: sister chromatid cohesion. Gene Ontology annotation, cellular component: cohesin complex; chromatin; nucleus. Gene Ontology annotation, molecular function: chromatin binding. The coding region runs from base 369 to 4178 and encodes 1269 amino acids. The transcript has 34 exons. The record is from RefSeq and is a predicted model, not a curated record.
GUUCUUCGCCCAAAGGCGAUUAAAAUUGUUUUAUGUGACUUAGUUACACUUUAUGUAUUUGUAAACAAAGUGUUUGUUGCUUAUGCAAUACGGUAGUGGAACUCCCGAGGCAAGAUGGAGGACGCAAGGACGUGAUGUUUUUUUUUUGUAGUGUUAGCCUUAGCUGUUAGCAUUGCUAACUAGCUGUACUUUUCCUUUUGCUAAGUUAGUUAAUUGCUGCGUGUCCAUCGCUCUUACUUCCGUUAUCAAAGCCACGCACGGGACACGACUAAUACUCCUACGUGAGGUUAUAUGCAACUUUUGUGUUGCACUUUUUCAAGGAUCUCAAGUCAGCAAUAAGUUGAAGUUGUUCAGAAGAUGUUACAGAAAUGAUAGCGGCACCAGAAAUACCACCAGAGUACGCCUACGCACAGGAUACAGACACCCGAUUCUCUUCAGACACAGACUUCUCUGAGGAUCCUGAUGGAAGGGGUGCAAACUCAGCUAAAGGAAAGGGUGGAAAGAAAGGAAAGAAGACAACAGUGGAGAAAGGCAAAGGAGGGAAGGGAACAGGCCGGAUAAAUGGCCACCACCAGGAGAAUGGCAUGGAAAACAUGAUGCUGUUUGAGGUGGUGAGGCUGGGAAGGAGUGCAAUGCAGUCUGUUGUUGAUGACUGGAUUGAGUCUUACAAGCAAGACAGAGAUGUGGCUCUGCUCGAUCUCAUCAAUUUCUUCAUCCAGUGCUCGGGAUGUAAAGGUGUGGUCAGUGGUGAAAUGUUCCGCAACAUGCAGAAUUCUGAGAUCAUCCGACGAAUGACAGAGGAAUUCGAUGAGGACAGUGGUGACUACCCCCUAACCAUAGCAGGGCCACAGUGGAAGAAAUUCAAAACAAGCUUUUGUGAAUUCAUUUCGGUGUUAGUGCGCCAGUGUCAAUACAGUAUCAUCUAUGAUGAGUAUAUGAUGGACACAGUCAUCUCGCUUCUUACUGGACUAUCAGACUCCCAAGUCCGAGCCUUCAGACACACCUCAACACUGGCAGCAAUGAAACUGAUGACAGCCCUGGUGAAUGUAGCGCUAAACCUGAGCAUAAACAUGGAUAACACCCAGCGCCAGUAUGAAGCUGAGAGGAACAAAAUGGUGGCCAAAAGGGCCAAUGACCGCCUGGAGCUGCUUCUACAGAAACGCAAAGAGCUUCAGGAGAAUCAGGAUGAGAUUGAAAACAUGAUGAAUGCAAUAUUCAAAGGAGUAUUUGUUCACAGAUAUCGGGAUUCAAUAGCAGAAAUCAGGGCUAUCUGUAUAGAAGAGAUAGGAGUGUGGAUGAAACUCUACAGCGAUGCCUUCCUUAAUGACAGCUAUUUGAAGUAUGUGGGCUGGACGAUGCAUGAUAAGCAAGGUGAGGUACGCCUGAAGUGUCUGACAGCUCUGCAGGGUCUUUACUACAACAGAGAACUCAAUGCAAGAUUGGAACUUUUCACAAGUCGCUUCAAGGAUCGUAUAGUUUCCAUGACCCUGGACAAAGAGUACGAUGUUGCAGUACAAGCAAUUAAACUACUCACUCUAGUUUUGAAUAGUACAGAUGAGGUGUUGACGCCUGAAGACUGUGAGAGUGUCUAUCACUUGGUUUACUCUGCUCACAGACCUGUCGCCAUUGCAGCAGGGGAAUUUCUUUACAAGAAAUUAUUCAGCCAACGGGAACCAGAGGAGGAAGGCACACUCAAGAGGAGAGGGCGACAGAGCCCCAAUGCCAACCUCAUUAAGACCACUGUCUUCUUUUUCUUAGAGAGUGAGCUCCAUGAGCAUGCCGCCUAUCUGGUGGACUCCCUCUGGGAAUGUGGUGCUGAGCUACUGAAGGACUGGGAAUGUAUGAUUAGCUUACUGCUAGAUGACCCAUUACCAGGAGAGGAAGCUCUUACAGACAGGCAAGAAACAGCAUUGAUUGAAAUAAUGCUGUGCACUGUACGACAGGCUGCUGAAUGUCACCCACCUGUUGGCAGAGGCAGUGGCAAGAGGGUGAUGACAUCUAAAGAGAAGAAGACUCAGCUAGAUGACAGAACCAGGACAACAGAACUAUUUGCAGUGGCUUUGCCCCCUCUACUGGCCAAGUACACUGUAGAUGCAGAAAAGGUGACAAACUUGUUGCAGCUGCCUCAGUACUUUGACCUAGAAAUCUACACGACAGGGCGUCUGGAAAAGCACCUUGAGGCCCUGCUGCGUCAGAUCAGGGAGAUAGUGGAGAAGCACACAGAUACAGAAGUGUUGGAGGCGUGCUCCAAGACUUACCAUUCCCUCUGCAAUGAGGAGUUCACAAUCUUUAACAGGGUGGACAUUGCACGCUCUCAGCUGCUGGAUGAGUUGGUGGACAAGUUCAACAGGCUACUGGAAGAUUUUCUACAGGAGGGUGAAGAUGCUGAUGAAGAUGAUGCUUAUCAGGUUUUGUCAACUUUGAAGAGGAUCACAGCAUUUCACAAUGCACAUGACCUUUCUCAGUGGGACCUCUUCACCAGCAACUUCAAGUUGCUUAACACGGGUAUAGAGAAUGGAGACAUGCCCGAGCAGAUAGUGAUCCACUCACUCCAGUGUACUCACUAUGUCAUCCUGUGGCACCUGGCCAAGUUGUCUGAGGGCAGCUCCAGAAAGGAGGAUCUGGUCACCUUGAGAAAGCAGAUGAGGGCAUUCUGUAUGAUGUGUCAACGCUACCUCACUAAUAUCAACACUGCCGUUAAAGAACAGGCAUUCACCAUCCUGUGUGAUCUUCUGCUCAUCUUCAGCCACCAGAUGGUGUCCAGUGGCAGGGAACACAUGGAGCCCCUGGUCUAUUCUCCAGAGGAGUCAUUACAGUCUGAACUACUUGCUUUCAUCUUGAACCAUGUCUUCGUAGACCAGGAUGAUGACAUAAAUAGCACAGAUGGUCAACAGGAUGAUGAAGCAGUAAAGAUUGAAGCUCUGCACAAGAGAAGAAACCUGCUGGCUGCCUAUUGCAAACUGAUCAUCUACUGUGUGGUAGAAAUGAAGACCGGGGCUGAUAUCUUCAAACAGUACAUGAGGUAUUACAAUGACUAUGGUGACAUCAUCAAGGAGACUAUGAGUAAAACCCGGCAGAUCGACAAGAUUCAGUGUGCCAAGACACUCAUCCUCAGUCUACAGCAGCUGUUCAAUGAAAUGCUGUCUGAACUGGGUCAUGGGUUUGACCGGUCCUCCUCUGCCUUUUGUGGAAUCAAAGAGCUGGCCCGUCGUUUUUCUCUAACAUUUGGUCUCGACCAAGUAAAGACCAGAGAUGCCAUCGCGAUGCUGCACAAGGACGGUAUUGAGUUUGCAUUUAAGGAGCCCAGUCCUCAGGGAGACGGUGGCCCUCCCCUCAACCUGGCAUUCUUGGACAUUCUUUGUGAAUUCUCCUCAAAGCUUAUGAGACAAGACAAAAGAACUGUUCACAUGUACCUGGAGCGCUUUAUGACAUUCCAGAUGGCGCUGCAGCGGGAGGACUGCUGGCUCCCACUCAUCUCCUACAGGAAUUCUCUGCAGGCAGGUGGCGAUGACGAUACGAUGUCAGUAAUGAGUGGCUAUUCCAGCAGAGGCUCCUCCGUACGCUCGAAGAAGACCAAGCCUGCUGCUACAGCUGGAACUUCAGUGGCCAAAAGGAAGCUGCCAGAAGAGGAGAGCAGCAGCAGUGAGGUUUGGCAGCAGACCAUGCAGACCCCAGUCAUGAUGCCAUCUCCUCACCUCACCUCCACUGUCAUGCGAGAUCCGAAGAGGGGUCGAGAUGACAGCUACAUGGGCGUUUACCCACUUCCUCAUGACCAGCAGCAGGGACACCAACACCCACAGCAUCACCAACAGACGCCUCAGCACCACCAGACACCCAUGGAUUACAAUUCCCAGGUGACGUGGAUGUUGGCCCAGAGACAGCAAGAAGAGGCACGUCAGCAGCAGGAAAGAGCCAUGAACUAUGUCAAGCUCAGGACCAAUCUGCAGCAUGCGAUUCGUCACAGCACUGGGCUUAUGGAGGAAGAUGAGGAGCCCAUUGUGGAGGAUGUAAUGAUGUCAUCUGAAGGUCGUAUGGAUGACCUAAAUGAAGGCAUGGAUUUUGACACCAUGGACAUUGAUCUGCCUCCUUCUAAGAAUCGCCGGGAGAGGUCGGAGCUUAAGCCAGAUUACUUUGACCCAGCUUCGAUCAUGGAUGAAUCGGUCCUUGGGGUGUUUUAAGCUAAUAUACAGAUUUUUGACGCUGGGACAACAGAAGAGGAGCUUUGUAUUUAAAGAGAAUUUUAGAUGCGAAAAUGGAUGUUUUCUGUAAGAAAAACAAAAAUAAUAAUAAAAAAAAAUAAUAAUAAUAUUCUGGCUUGUACUCCACGUGGACCAAUGACAACCCACACUCAGUGUUGCUUGCUCAGAGAGGACUUUGUUUCAAAUAUUUACUUUUAUAAUCUUGGGUAAGCUCUUCCUGUUGAGAAAUAGUGUAACAGGCUUCUGCUUCCAAACCUCUUAGAAAUGAGACAUGCCUGAAGAUAAAAAUCCACAAUAGUUUUACCCCACUUUUUUAAAAAAGAAAAAAGAAAUGGGGAUAAAUCGAUGUGUUUAACUUAAGAAACCUUUUUGUUUAUGUCUAACCCUUUUUAUAAUUGUAGUAAGUUACCAGGUGUGAAUUAGUAAUUUAUAAACAGACUGUAGUAGCUUGCUUGUAAUGUAUUAGCCAAGUGGAUGGAGGUGUUUGUGCCCCUUCUUCUUUCCUCCCUCUUCCUCUCUCGUUUCUUUUUCCUCAUUGGGCCUAAAUGGAGGUCUGGAAAACCACUGGUGGUUAAGAUGAUGAGAUGUCAAGUAGAAUGAGUCAGAAUCCCUUUAUGCUCUGAAGAUUCCCAGAGUCUGCUGAAAGUUCUGCUGUGUUCAGCAUUAAGUUGUAGAGCUUACCCCAAGAUUUGGAGCACUCCUUAAACACCAAAUACAAGCAAAAUCUCCCCAAACCGUGAACACAAUUUCUCUCCAGUAGUACCACUGUGUGGGCUUUGGAAAAAUCAGGCUCCCUUUGGGGUCCUCUUUGCUGUAAAAAUCCAGUAUAAUGAUGUUGAAAUGGGUAUCUCUACAUGAAAAUAAAAUUAUAUAUGAAUCGGUGCUGAUUUUAUACACAUGCUUUUGGUUUUCUUACUUUAAACUUUUCAACCUUCGGUCACAAAAGUUUGAGAGAUGUAAGUAAACUUAAAACGAACGCAUGAGAAGCCAUGCAUUGAGAAAGAUUUUUAAAUUUGUAUGUUUAUUUUUUAAUUUUUUUGUCUUGAUAAUGUCUUCGGGUUCCUACGUUUUUUUUCUUCUUCUUCCUACGUGUAAAUUAGUGUGGAUAAAACUAAUGAAAAGGCUUGUGAAAUUCAGCUUUAAAUUUUUCUCAACAUGAAACGUCCUGUCACAAAAUGCUUAGAUUUCAAAUGUUAAAAAGAGAGGUAGUUGGACAAUAUUGAAGAUGAACAUUAUUCAGCAGUGCUGUGGCAGCUAGACAAAGCUUAGGGUUUUUUUGUUGUUUGUUUUGUUUUUAUUUUUAUUUUAUUUUAUUUAAUUUUUUUUGACAUAUUUGUCUCACACAAGAUUCAUUGAAAUGUUUUGUCUACUGAAGUUUUUAUUUUGUAGUCAUUCCACGCUUAAGCCUUAAACAUGCUUGUGAAGGUCACCUUCCCUCACAGUAAUCUUCCGUGUCAGAGGAUGGGUCAUGUUUAAAGGUGGACAAUUGGCUUCUUAGAACACGAAUCAUGAGGAGGUCAGAUGUAAUGUGAUAAAGUAGAUAAACAGCCUAUGUGUUUUGCCUAAUUAUUUUAUGUAAGUAAAAAAAAAAAAAAGAUUUAAGGAAAAAGUACUGUUUAUUGUUUGUUACUUACCACUACAUUGGUAUAAAAUCUUAUUAGAUCGUGUGUGUAUAUAUACAAAAAGGUUUUCUGGGUUUUUUUUCCCCCCAUUCUCCUUUUGGGUCACUUGUUUUAUUUUUUUCCUGCAAUCUCUUACACUAUAAGUUGUCCAUUAUCCCAUCUGCUCUCAGUCACUAUUUUCUGAUUUGUAUUUGUCUGGAAACGGUAACUUUUGAAUAAAAAUCAACACAUUUCA